Megachile rotundata (alfalfa leafcutting bee) is the source of this 1687-nucleotide messenger RNA. It is a transcript of the gene RabX6, whose product is annotated as RAS oncogene family member RabX6. Gene Ontology annotation, molecular function: GTPase activity; GTP binding. NCBI's taxonomy places the organism in Eukaryota, Metazoa, Arthropoda, Insecta, Hymenoptera, Megachilidae. The record is from RefSeq and is a predicted model, not a curated record.
AGAAAUAUACGAGUUCAUAAAUGAUGAUGAAUUUCGAGAGAAUUUAAUAAAAUUGAUCAUAGUCGGUAUAACCUAUAAUAGCAAUUGAACGCUGCACUUACUUCCAAUUCAGUUUUUUCUAAUUCUUGAAGAAGUUUGUUCACGUCGUUUAGUAUCAUGACGAAACUUUGUUAUUUCCACAGCGAACAAAACGAUAUUGAUACUAUAGUAUUAAGAAUACACGCCAACAUUGAAAUAAGCAAUGUCAAACAAGAAACCUAAACAGCUGAGGACUGAACGCAUACACAACGCAUACUAUCGGACUAAUCUUUUUUUUUUAAUCAUAGAGGGCAGCAUUUAAUAAAUCGACUAAAUCGACUUGAAAUGAUUAUUAUUGUGAUUAUUUAAAAUUACUUGUUUUCGAAUUCCUUGUUGAAGACUGAUUAUAAAUAAAUUUGAUUUUCUUCGAGAAAAGAUUUUCUUCGUUAUACGUAUCAAAUUCCCAACAAACUAAAACACGUACACUAUAUUUUCAAUACUAUAAAACUUAGAAAAUUCCUAUUGAACUCUGAUUACAAUAUUUACAUUCAUCAUAUUUAAUCACAAUAGUGUUAAACAUAUAAUAGAUUGUGGGAUUAUUAUAGCUCGCUACAGAUUCUAUUGCACUUCACCGAUGUGCACAGAAGUUCUAUAACAAUAGUAUUUUAUGGUCCGUCACUAGUGUAAUAUUUCUAUUAUCACGACUGUCAUCGUACUGAUAAUAGUGUUUAGAGAAACACCACUAAACAUAGUGCAUAGUUGCAAAAAAUGGAAAUAAUUACAAUGACUUGUUGUUAGUGGUAUUACUUCUAUAUAACCGGCGAAGUGAUAUAAGUUGAAUAUGGCCACUGUUAAAGUAACCGAACAAAAAGUUAUUCUGUGCGGGGAAUACGGUGUCGGAAAAACGUCUAUAUUUAGGCGUUUUGCAAACAAUACUUUCGUAACAAGUAACGAUCGAAAAUCAACGCUUGGUCUCGAUAAUAUCGAUAAAGAAUAUGUUGUCGAAGACAGACGAAUACGACUGCAAUUAUGGGACACAGGUGGUAUGGAAAGAGUUGCAUCGGUAACAUCGAGCUACUAUAAAUUUGCAGAAGCUGCUAUUUUAGUUUUUGCAUUAGACAAUCCGAGUUCAUUUCACUUACUAUCUCAGCAUUUGCUCGAGAUUGUUACAUAUGCUGAGAACGCAAAGAUAUUUCUGUGUGGAAAUAAAAGUGACCUCGAAAGCACGGCUUCACAAGUAACGGAUGCAGAAAUGGAACAAUUCUGUGAACAAUGUCACAAUCUAAUAUCUGGUAUAUAUAAAACAUCUUGUAAGACUGGAGAAGGAAUACACGAAAUGUUUGAAGAUAUAGCACAACAUCUGGUUGAGGCUAACAGGUCACGCAUGGAAUUGCAUGAAAUGGAUAAAGAUAGGUUUAAAAUUUCAUAUAUCGACGAAGCUACAGACCCAUCGUGCUUGUGCUAAAUAUUGAACAUUAACAAGUGUAAAUGAAGCAACAUUUUUUAUAACUUGGAUAAACUCAACACACGGUUGUAAAGUGUGAAGAGCAAAGGUAUCUUUUUAUAUCAAUUAUUACCAUUAAAGAUUUUCCUAAGAUGGAAAACACUGCGAGCGUAAAAAUGGGGAAAGGGGGAAAAUAUUAAUAUGUAAUAUUAUGUACAAUUAUAA